This is a messenger RNA of Clonostachys rhizophaga, 2547 nucleotides long. The record is from the annotation of a GenBank genome assembly. Lineage: Eukaryota; Fungi; Ascomycota; Sordariomycetes; Hypocreales; Bionectriaceae.
AUGAGCAAUGCUUUGGAGCAGACUUCUUAUACUGAAGCAUUCGUCUCUCCACAGUGGCAUCCUGGAGGCAAGUCUUUCUGGUACCGCCGCAGGAUCAACGAUGGGUUUGAAUUCAUUCUAGUUGAUAUUAUCCGACGAACGAUUCAUCCAGCUUUUGACCACGAGCAGCUAGCCAAAGAGCUAGGGAAGCAUGCCUCGGUUAAAAUCGACCAGAGAUAUCUGCCUUUUAGUUGGAUUGAAAUUGAAGAUGGCUUCGUCCGUUUCCGUUUCAAAACUCGGAUCUGGCAAUAUGAUCCCAGCAAUCAUCAGUUAUCCGCGUGGGAUGGCGUUUUCACGCACGGCAAUCCAGUUCUGACAAGCAUACACGGGUCUUUACGUGAUCAAUCCUACCCGCCUGACAGAAUCGAUGUCAGAUUCACCAAUAACACCAGGUCGCCACUGGAAAUGUACUCAACCAGCCAAAAUGGUCCACCGGUAUUGCGAACCUCCAUAAGGCAAGGUGAAAUGAGUGUUAGAAGAGUCGAUGUCGGCUCUACUUGGAUAUUCGUUGGACUUAGGAGGCUCAAAGGCAUCUACCACGUGCCAGAUGUUGUAGCUGAUACAGUUGUUCUCGAGGAGACCAACGUGGAUGAGUACAUUGGUUCGGUGAAGGCUGUUCUUCCACCAGGGUGGGAAGAGCGAGUCACGCAAGCGGAUAAAAUGUUCUAUAUCAACCAUAAAUCGAAGUCCACUACCUGGUAUCCUCCGGUCGGUAGUCUCCUCAAGGACCCCGGGGGUGUCCAGCAAACUUUACAUGAUCCUAAGGUCGACAAACACAGCGAUACUGAUGUCGUCGACUUCAAGGUUACCGUUGAUAAAUACAAUGUAUGGCUGGAGACUACCUCAAAACACAAACACCAGCUAUCGACAAAUGGCACUGAGGACCAACCUUACAAUAAAAACAGCAUAUUCCACUCGCAUAAGAAAGACCUUAUUGUGGCUUGGCAAUCGACCGUAUUUCCAUGGAAUAGCUUAUACAACAUAAAGUAUACUCCCGAUACUCAGAUUCGACCUGAGCUCCUUAACGAAUCUAUUCGUUUAGCUGGUGAUUUGAUACAAGUGGAGCGCCCCCGGCUUUUUGACAUUGCCAAUAAAUGCGAGGUACCGACGGUUGACACGUUAUUCUCGAAUCCUCGCUGCAUUUACAACAUAGGUUGGAAUGAGAGCGGAGAUGAAUACUAUUUUCUCUUCAUCCAACGUGGGCACCAAUGCGUUCGGGUGAUCGGGAUUGACCGUGUUGGGUCUACACGCAUAAUCAUCGAAGAGACUAGUCAAACCUUCAUUGAUGGAUUCAAAUUGUACUAUCACCGUAUAUCCCAUUCCGAUAAGAUGCUUUGGGCCAGUGAAAGGGAUGGGUACAAUCAUCUUUAUUUAUUCGAUUUGAAGACGGGACAGCUUAUAUCUCAGAUUACCAGAGGGCCCUGGAAUGUUCGAUCAGUUGAAUUUAUCAACGAAGAAAGCGAGGAAAUUUGGGCCUCAGCAUAUGGUUAUUGGAAAGGCCAGGACCCAUAUCAUCUUCACCUUAUAUAUGUGAGGUUUGAUGGGUGCGAUUGCAAGUCAUUAACAAAAGGAGAUGGAAACCACCGUUGGAGUUAUCCUUGGUCAAGAGGCAGUCAACAUUACUUUGUUGAUACAUGGUCACGCGUUGACCUUCCUCCUCAAACUGUUGUUCGGAGUUUUGACUCGCCGGAUUUCGAGCUCGAUAUACAAAGACCUACGGCUCAGCACUUACUGACACUCGGAUGGGACCCAGUGGAGAGGUUUGUGGCGCCCGGUCGUGACGGUAAAACUCCGAUAUAUGGGGUAAUCGUUCGUCCGCCAAAUUUUGAGGAUGGGAAGACGUUCCCAGUUCUAGAGUGUAUUUAUUCCGGACCUCAAACAUUUUCGGUGGCCAAAGACUUUGGCUUUCUUCAUCACAUGCGCGGAUUAGCAGAAGAGGGAUACGUUGUGGUCCAGAUUGACGGUAUGGGGACAAACUGGCGAUCCAAAGCUUUUCAUGAUGUAUGCCACAAGAAUUUAAAGGACGCCGGGUUCCCAGAUCGGAUAUUAUGGAUUCAAGAAGCAGCGAUAACAAGGCCAUGGAUGGACCUAUCCCGAGUCGCCAUUAUAGGUAGUUCUGCGGGAGGGCAAAAUGCGGUCUCAGCCCUACUCCAUUACGGUGAUUUCUAUAAGGUUGCGGUGGCAUCAUCAGGUUGUCACGACAAUCGCCUCAACCAAAUUACCUGGGGUGAACAGUGGAUGGGAUAUCCAGUUGAUGAAUCUUACAUCGACAACUCCAACAUUACACAUGCGGCAAAGCUCCGUAACGACGCAAAGCUUUUACUGAUCGCGGGUGGUUUGGAUGAUGUUGUCAAUCCUGCAUCGACAAUGAAGCUUGUAACAGAGCUGAACAAACAAGGGAAAGACUACGAUUUUUUCUUCAUUCCGGAGGGCGACCAUAAGUGUGCAGAUAAUGGCGUUGGAUACAAACGCCUAGUUAGGUUCUUGCGCGAGCACCUGAAUCCGUGA